Molecule: messenger RNA, 848 nt
Organism: Drosophila eugracilis
Lineage: Eukaryota; Metazoa; Arthropoda; Insecta; Diptera; Drosophilidae
Gene: Arv1
Product: protein ARV 2
Exons: 4
Coding region: 71-793 (240 amino acids)
Biological process (GO): regulation of plasma membrane sterol distribution; sterol metabolic process; intracellular sterol transport
Cellular component (GO): cortical endoplasmic reticulum; Golgi apparatus
Source: RefSeq, a predicted model, not a curated record
CGGUAUUACUAAUCAGCUGAUGGUAGAAAUGUUUGUUUAUAUGGCACCAUAACAAGUCAUUUUAUAUAAAAUGACGGAAAAAAAACGGUUUGUUUGCGUUAAUUGUGGGCACAGAGUCAAAGAAUUAUUCAAGAAAUACAGCAAUACUCUGAAAACUACUCAUUGCGAUAAAUGUCACCAAAUCACUGAUAAAUACAUAGAGUUCGAGGAGUUCAUCAUAUUAAUAGAUGCACUUUUAUUAGAUUCCUGCGCCUUUCGACACAUAAUUUAUAAUGGAGAUUUUAAGCUGUAUUGGAAGAUUUCUUUGGUGGUGCUGCUCCUGGAAUCCUUUGCGCUGUGCCGACAGAAACUAACUGACCCUUCCAAUGCUUCUUUACACGUCCAUGAAAAGGGGUUUUAUACAUAUACGCUUCAAAAUAUGGGAGAUUACCUUUUUAUGACGUUGUUGCUGCUAAUAAUUACAGCUACUCUUAGUAUUGAUUGGAUCCAGAAAAUGGGUCUACGCAGUUUUACUUUAAUUAUAUUCAAAGUGGUGCUGAUUUCGAACCUAUCCAAGUUCUUCCUUCUGCCUAUAUUAGUAUGGCGUAAUAAUACGACCAUGUUUGGAAGAAGUUUGCACCAUAUUUUGGUCAUGGGCCAUCACCUUUGCUCUUUGGUACUCGCCUACGAGGCAGUAGGAGCUACUAAAAAGAAGCUUCGCUGGUGGUCUCUAGCACUUGUAGUACUGGCAUUCUCCUUUAAGUUAACAGCGAGGCAGUUCGUUUCACUUGUGGUGGAAGAGCAUUUUACUUAAGGAAAACCUUUUAAUUUUAUAUAAAAGGCUGAUAAUAAAAAACCAUUCAAAUUAA